Molecule: messenger RNA, 1394 nt
Organism: Klebsormidium nitens
Lineage: Eukaryota; Viridiplantae; Streptophyta; Klebsormidiophyceae; Klebsormidiales; Klebsormidiaceae
Source: the annotation of a GenBank genome assembly
AAGUCUACGGGAAUCCCUGAGCCGAAGCCUGUGGAAAUGAUGAAGCUAGAGACCUCAUUUGCAGACCACUUCGUGAUCUGGUUCGCUUUUGCCAUGGCUCCAGAGGCGGAUGGCGCCGCCGAUUCCGGCUUGGGGACCAUACCGGUACCAUCCCCCGAGAUGGCUGACACACCCUUCUUGGAUGGGCCCAGAAAAGGGAAGAAGGACCGGCUGUUCGGGAACAAGAUGCGGGACGAGUGUUGGGCGCAAGCAGACGUGGUUACGGGUCGACACCCCGAACGGUGGCGGAAAGACGUAGCGGGGAACGUCGUGUGUCGCAAGCUGCUGGCCUGCAUGGGGUGCAUGUGCUAUGAGUACGAUCACAUCGUCCCCUUUUCCAAAGGUGGUCGAACGGAGGUUACGAACUGCCAGAUUCUUCAGACACGAGCCAACCGGCAGAAGAGCAACACAGAAGAUUUGGGCGUGCACGACAUCAAGCAGUUCUCGUGCAGCCUUCCGUUCUCAGACCGGGAGCUAGACUUGGUGGAGAUGGCGGUGUACGGCGACGUCGUCCGGCCGGGGCUGCAGUGCCGCAUCCGGAGUUUCAGCGAGCACGCAGGGCUGACGCCACGGAGGAAAGAGAACGUGCCCGCGUGCGAACUGCCGCACGGCGCGCGGACAGAGGCGACGGUAGAGAGGUGAAAGCGGGUCAACGAAACGGUCAGCUUAAGAACCUGGUUCGCGGGACGCCAGGUUAAGGGAACCUGCAGAUUGACACACGGUGUUGGCGAAAGGCGACGGCGGAGAGGUCGACACAGGUCAAGUGGUGGAACCAUGUUGAGAGGCGGUGAAACCAAUCCACAAGUGACAGCAGGUUGAGGUGAAUUGCUCGCGCGCAAAUCAGUUGUGUAGCACGGGUAGAGGGCGACAGUUGAGAGGGGUGGGUCUCAGUUUGGAAGCGUUGACUGCUUGAGAGGAGAGGCCAGAUUGAGAGGCGCGAGUUGCGCUUUCGAGCAGACGAAAGAAUUGACGGUCGAACCGUAUGGGGUUUGUCAGGUUUGACAGUCCAUAAUUGCGUCACUCACAGAAUUCCAAAAAAACCAGAGAGGAAGCUUUGACGAAGGUUGUACUUACUGAAACGAUGGACGAGGGAACUGCGAAGAGGGGGUUAGGCAUUAAAGAGUUCUCAAUUUCGCGAGCGCUGAAAAGCGUCUGCCGAGCUCGGAUCAACGCUACCUAGCUUGUGCUAACCAGGUUGCGGCCAAAGUUCAAAGUUGAGGCAGGCAUGAGUAGUUCUCGAUUGGCGCCUAGAGAUCAGUCCUGCUUUGGACAUGCCCAACCCCUCUAUUACGGCCGAAUUCGGUUGACCUGGACUGAACAAUCCGAUUAUUGUAUUACAGCGAUGUAUCGACUCA